Messenger RNA from Pestalotiopsis fici W106-1, 3453 nucleotides. RefSeq lists its product as uncharacterized. The record is from RefSeq and is a predicted model, not a curated record. The transcript has a single exon. Gene Ontology annotation, molecular function: protein binding; ubiquitin protein ligase activity. Bases 1 to 3453 code for a protein of 1150 amino acids. Gene Ontology annotation, biological process: ubiquitin-dependent protein catabolic process; protein polyubiquitination. Lineage: Eukaryota; Fungi; Ascomycota; Sordariomycetes; Amphisphaeriales; Sporocadaceae.
AUGUUUCCAUCCUUUACUGGAAACUCGAAACGUCCCCGAAACGUCAAUCUCAGCGGGCAGAGAUCUACGAAUCCAUGGGCAACUUCAGGCUGGGCAGCUCCUCCGUCCGGAGCCUCUCAAACCAUUGCCAAUGCUCAGGCCGAGCGUGAGAAGCGACAAAGAGAUCGAGAACAGGUUGCAGCCUCGAAGCGGAUACAACGUGUAUGGCGGGGCAGAAAAGUUCGCAGACAAGUGCAAAGUCAGUUUCGAAAGGAUUGGGACGAUUUGUACCUUCAGGACGGUGACGUGAAGGAUCGGAUAACCAGAGCCCUACCUCUGUUAUCUGCCUUCUUUGACGCCAGCAAUGACGGCGACCAAGCAAGACUGGAUGGUCUUGUGCAAGACUUGUCGAGUGUCAGAGACUUGAUGUUGGAAGAGAACCAACGGCAAAGACUAGCCUCGACAAUAGUAUCCGCCUUGGAGCAACGACCUCCAUCUGCGUCAAACACACCACUCGGUUUCCUUGUUCUCAUGAUCAAGGCGCAUCCAAACUGUAUCGUCAAUAAUUCCGAUCAAUAUUACGGAUUGAUUGCAAGAUUAUGCAGGCAGAGUGACCAGUCGGGGCCGGCUGCAGAUCAAAAUGUCCUCGCAGAGGCAAUUGCGGCACCUUUGCGUCGCCCCGAUAUACAGUCUUACGAGGCCUUUGCCUUUUUCUUCUUGACCUCGCCGAAUCUCGCUUUUUUGCAAGCAAACCCAGCAGUGGUUGCCCAAUUUCUUGACGCCGGGGUCUUGUCUCAAAGCAUCAUUACUGGGCUCGUCAAACACCACCGGGCCAGCGAGAAAUCGCGCGACGGUCUCUUGUGGCUCUUGGCACAUUUCAUUGCCCUUUGUCGAGCAACCCCUCCCUCCCAGGGAUCCUCUUACCUCGAGGCACUUUAUCGAUUAUUGACGGAGCUGUCCGCGGAUAUCCGUGCACGCAGCAAAGCUGGAAACAGUGCCAAUGGCUCAGCGGACAAUGAAUCAAGCGAUUCUGAUGAGGAGACCACUGGCCCACUGACCCAAUACGUCGUGGAGCAACUCGAGUCCCUCGUCAGUGAAGAUGGUAUUGCCGAGCUGCUCCAACGCUUUACCUCGACGGCUACAUCACAUGAGCAGGCAUCGGAAGAGGCGAGCCUCCUGGCGGGUUACACGCUGGUCCUGCUCCGGUGCUUUCCAAGGCAUGGCGACGACAUCAAGAUCCGCCUGUUCCAUGGAGACAUUAUUACUCCUGCCUCGGCAAAUUUGGGAACAGUGCCAUCGGUGAAAUUUCUUUGGCAGGCAGUGUCGCGCACCAGCAUCUUUUCCGCAAUAGCGCACAAGGAGGCCGAGCAAAGGCCGAGGAUAGUAGUGUCUUCAUUGCAGUCAGACCCCAAUCAUCGAGAUCAAGAAUGGCGGACUCUGCUUCUAUUCCUUGAGCUAUACAAUUUCCUUCUCCGGGUGACUGAUGAUGAGGAUUUUCUCCCGGCAGAAACAGAGGUGCUUGCCAACCCGAGCCCGGUAGUUAUGCGGGUUCGAGCAAGCGGGUUGAAUCUGGCCGAGCUCAAAAAUCUGGUCGUGUUUCUCAAAAAUCUCGCUUUUCCGCUAUACUAUAAUCUGCCAGACAUUAUGCCUUCUUCGACAUUAUCAACAGCACCGACGGUCUCGUCACUUUUUGGUUCAUCCUCGACCAAAAAUCAGCAGCACGUCAACGAAAAGAUCACUACAACAUUUGCAGGAAUUCAAGGAAUGGAUGUCCUCACACUCAGGGCGGCAGCUACAGUGACUAUGCGUGCGCUGUACGAGCGAGAUUCUCGAAGACCAUUCUUGCCCAAAGACUUUUGGCUCAUGACAUCCCGAUUCGAAAUGGAUGGCUUCUUGGCUGCGGUUGUGCUGGAAGAGCAGAAGAAACGGGACCUUGAGGAAGAGGAUGAUGACGACGAUGAGGAAAUGGGCGACCUUGACGCCGCAACUCCUGGCUUCUUGACGGCCUCUGGCCACCGCCUCUCGCGCGCAGCUCAGAUUGAAAGACAAAGACAACAUAAGCGUGCGCAGCGAGAAAAGGUUCUAGCCCAAGUUGGUCCAAAACUGGAGAUUCUGAGAAACAUGCCAUUCACCAUACCCUUUGAGGUCCGUGUUCAGAUCUUUCGUCAGUUUGUACAUCUCGAUAAAUCAAAGAGGCGAAAUGGCUAUGUCGAUGCGGACUCGUGGCGUGCGUCCAUCCUGCACGGCGGCCUGGGCCAAGUCAAUACUGGCCGAGAAUCGCUCGGACGACACAAUGCCACCAUCAAGCGCGGACAGCUCUUUUCGGAUGCAUACAGCCAGUUUUACAAUCUAGGCGAGGCCCUCAAGGAGCCCAUUCAAAUCACCUUUGUUGACAAGUUUGACCAACCAGAAGCUGGAAUUGAUGGCGGUGGUGUCACCAAGGAAUUCUUGACUAGUGUCACCACCGAGGCUUUUACGCCAAAAGAUCAUCUUGGCAUGUUUGUGACCAACAGCCAGAAUCUCUUGUAUCCGAACCCAACAGUCUUUGAUGAGCUCGUGGAGAGUCUUCGCUGGUACGGUAUUCCAGAGAACUCUGCAGAAUGGAAUAGUCGGUUGCAAGACCUGACACAAAAAUUCGAAUUCUUGGGACGUGUUGUCGGCAAAUGUAUGUAUGAGGGCAUCCUCAUUGACUUGUCCUUUGCUCCAUUCUUUCUCUUGAAAUGGAGUUCCUCGGGCAGGGAUGUCCGCGCCAGUCUGAAUGAAUUAAGAGACCUUGACCCAGAGUUGUAUAGAGGUUUGAUUCAGCUCAAGAACUACCCGGGAGACGUUGGUGAUUUCUCGCUUGAUUUCACAAUCAACGACCGUGUCACCAACCCAGUUACGAACAAGGUGCGGACCAUUACACGGCCUUUGAGAAAGGGCAAUGAGAACGCGCCAGUCACCAACAAGGACCGGCCAUUGUACAUUUCAUACGUUGUCACACAUCGACUGGUGGCACAGCCAUACCGCCAGACAAAGGCCUUUUUGCGUGGUCUCAAUAGCAUCAUUGACCCAACAUGGCUGCAAAUGUUCAACCAGUCGGAGCUACAGCGUCUCGUGGGUGGCGACAGUUCCGAGAUUGAUGUCGAGGACCUCCGCAGCAACACGGUUUACUCUGGCGUGUACGUCAUUGGCGACGAUGGAGAGGAGCACCCGACUGUCAAGAUGUUCUGGGAUGUCAUGCACGAGCUUGAAGACUCGGAGCGCCGCGAGGUGCUCAAGUACGUCACUUCCACCCCCCGAGCUCCUCUACUUGGGUUUGGACAAUUGAGCCCUGCCUUUUCAAUAAGAGAUAAUGGCUCAGACGAGAAUCGCCUACCAAGCGCAGCUACUUGUAUCAACCUUUUGAAACUGCCUCUAUACCGCAGCCGAGCUACGCUCAAGGAGAAGCUCUUGUAUGCUGUCGAAUCGGGAGCUGGCUUUGACCUCAGCUAA